Messenger RNA from Chelonia mydas (Green sea turtle), 1298 nucleotides. Its product is annotated as zona pellucida sperm-binding protein 1-like. The transcript has 9 exons. Gene Ontology annotation, cellular component: egg coat. Gene Ontology annotation, biological process: prevention of polyspermy; binding of sperm to zona pellucida. NCBI's taxonomy places the organism in Eukaryota, Metazoa, Chordata, Testudines, Cheloniidae. Gene Ontology annotation, molecular function: structural constituent of egg coat; acrosin binding. The record is from RefSeq and is a predicted model, not a curated record. The coding region runs from base 50 to 1252 and encodes 400 amino acids.
UCUAGGGGCCCAUCUCACAGAGGAGCAGUGCCGUGUGGUGGCUGGGAAGAUGCCCUGUGCGGAUGCCCCAGGCCAAGCUGCUUGCUUCCAGGCUGGCUGCUGUUAUGAUGAGACUGACCUCACUACUCCCUGCUACUAUGGCAACACAGUCACUGUUCAGUGCCUCCUGGAUGGUCACUUUGUUCUGGUGGUCUCCAGGGACAUGUCUGAUCACCCCAUCAUCCUGGAGAGUGUCCGGCUAGCCUAUGCCCAGGCAGGGUGUGACCCCAUCAGGAUGACUGAGGCUUUUGUGAUCUUCCGCUUCCCCCUCAUGCAGUGCGGCACCACAGUCCAGGUGAUCCAUGACAAACUGAUCUAUGAGAACCAGCUGAUCUCUGGCAUCGACAUCCGGACUGGGCCAGACGGCUCCAUCACCCGGGACAGCACCUUCAUCCUCCAUGCUCGCUGCAUCUACAAUGCCAGUGACUUUCUGCCAGUCCAGGUCGAGGUCUUCUUGCCCCCCACACCUGCUCCAGUCACCCAGGCAGGACCCCUCCGGCUUGAGUUGCGCAUCGCCACAGACCUGAGCUACAGAUCCUAUCUCACAGACAGAGACUACCCUGUGGUGAAGGUGCUCAGGGACCCUCUCUACAUGGAGGUUCGCAUCCUGCACAGAACAGACCCGUCCCUGGUUCUGGUUCUACACCAGUGCUGGGCCACCCCAAGUGCUAACCCCCUGCAGCAGCCGCAGUGGCCCAUCCUGGUGGACGGGUGCCCGUUCCUGGGAGACAACUACAGAACCCAGCUUGUGCCCGUGGGCCCUGCCUUAUCUGAGCUGCCCUUCCCGACUCACCACCAGCGCUUCGUCCUCUCCACCUUUGCCUUUGUGGACUCCGCCUCCCAGGUGGCGCUUGAGGGAGAGGUGUACAUUUACUGUAGCGCCUCAGCUUGCUACCCCUCCCGGCUGGAGCCCUGCAGGACCAUGUGCCCAUCAGGAGCUGCUACGAGAGGCCGCCGGUUCCUGGAUAUCAACAAUGGGACAGGAGAGCCCCAGGACCUGGUGAGCUCUCCUGGCCCUGUGAUCUUCCAGGAGAGCCCUGAGCCAUGGAGAGAGCACGUCUAUGAGAACAAGGACCCUGUCUCCAGACUGGACCUGACCCUGGUGCUUCUGGCCAUGCUUUCAUUGGUGGCUGUGGUUUCUCUUGUUACUGUGACACUACUCCAUAGGAGAAGCAGCUGGAUGACAAGGUCCCCAAUCUUCCAUGGCAGAUGACUGUAAAAUAAGGGAGGGGGAGCAGAAAUAAAAUGUCUGGACUGCA